Helicoverpa armigera (cotton bollworm) is the source of this 2025-nucleotide messenger RNA. RefSeq names its product ecdysone oxidase. Gene Ontology annotation, molecular function: oxidoreductase activity, acting on CH-OH group of donors; flavin adenine dinucleotide binding. The transcript is spliced from 4 exons. Lineage: Eukaryota; Metazoa; Arthropoda; Insecta; Lepidoptera; Noctuidae. The record is from RefSeq and is a predicted model, not a curated record. Bases 174 to 1940 code for a protein of 588 amino acids.
UUAUUUUAUUCAUUAACUGGUAGUUUCUUAACGAAGGUGUUUUAAGUUAGAGUUGAAGUGAUGAUAAUAUAAAGCUGACGAGUUUUUUGGAUUUAAAGCGCUUAUCGGAUAGCACAUUGUUUCGACAGAGGUUGUAGGAUACUUUUAAUCCAGGGUCAAAUAAUUUUCCAGCAAUGAGAAUCAACGCCUCAUAUGCUGCGUCAACCGUUUUGAAGAUACAGAGUGCUCUCCAAGCGUUGACAACUCUUCAGCUGACCACAUACCACUUUCCUGAACAGGCCACUGUUUUUGAUGGAGCAACAUACGACUACAUAAUAGUUGGGGCCGGUACAGCAGGAUGUGUCAUGGCCAACAGACUAGUGGAAGACAAUAAGACUAAUGUGCUGCUCAUAGAAGCUGGAGGGGACCCUCAACUAGAUGCUGGUUUACCAGGUUUACUGCUGUACAGCAAACAACCUGAUGCAACAUGGGGCUAUAAAACAGAAGACGACGGAAUCUCAAAAAAAUGCUACAAACCUAUGAGAGACGAUAUGGCCAUAGGAAAACUCCUAGGUGGAACCAGUUCUGUCAGUUACAUUCAGUACACAACAGGAAAUAAAUAUGAUUAUGACAAGUGGGCACAAAUCGUCAACGAUACCACUUGGAACUGGAAUAACGUUGUUCCAUACUUAAAGAAAUCUCAAAAGCUUAAUGAUCCGACCAUUAAUAACUCUCCUCAAGGUCAAUACUUUGCCAAAGAUGGAAAAAUUGAACUGUCUGUUUAUAGACUUGAUACAAGAUUGAAAUAUUUGAAAGCAUUCAGUCAGGCUGGGAAUGACAUCGUAGCUGCUAUAACUGGAAACACUUCUUUGGGUUACACUGAGCCAAUAUACACUAUUGGCAGCGGAGCUCGACAAAGCACUGCUUAUGCUUAUUUAGUUCCCAUCAGAAACCAUCCAAGGCUACAUGUAUUGAAAAACACAAUGGUCAAAAGAAUAAUAUUCGAUGCUUUCAAUAAUGCUGUUGGCGUUGAAGCUUAUACUAAUGAUAAAAGAUGUAUCAUUGUCAAAGCUAGAAAGGAAGUCAUACUUUCAGCUGGUGUUGUUAAUUCUCCUAAAAUUCUCAUGUUAUCGGGUAUCGGGCCAAAAGACCAUUUGUAUAGUCACAAAAUCGAAACUAUUUCCAAUCUGCCAGUUGGAAAGAAUUUUCAAGACCGUUUGGUAGUCACCAUGCUUUUCAACAUGAGCAAGUUGGUUAUUCCUUACAGACCUUGGAACCCUUACGAGUACCCAGCAGCUGUGCUAACUGGCUAUGUAUCUUUGAACAAGUCUAGCUACCCAGAUUAUCAUACGGUCAGUUAUGUGAGCUUUCCUUCAUAUCUCAUCACCUAUUGUACUUUCACUUAUGGCUUCAGUGACGAUAUUUGCAACAAUAUGAUAGGAGCUGAUGUAAAUACUGAAAUGAUGUAUUCGACAAUAGGAAAGGAAACUUACAAAUCUAGAGGAGAGAUUCUUUUAAGAAGCAACAAUUUUACCGAUGAUCCCUUAAUAUACACCAAUUAUUAUGCCAAUGAAGAAGAUAUAGAGGAUUUUGCUAGAAUUUUAGAACAUUUUAUUAAAAUUGUGGAUACAAAAGAGUUUAAAGAAAUCGGUGGAACAUUUCAAGAUCCUAAAUUGGCUGGGUGUAAGAAUUAUACGUUCCGUAGUAGGGAGUACUGGAAGUGCUAUUUGAGAUGUAUGUCGACUAGUCUACAUCACUAUAGUAGUACUUGUGCUAUGGGAUCCGUGGUGGACUCCAGGUUGAGGGUCUAUGGAGUGAAGAGGCUGAGGGUAGCUGAUGCCAGUAUUAUGCCUUUCCCGCCCGCUGGAGGUACCAUGGGACCCACUAUCAUGAUCGGUGAGAAGGCUGCUGAUAUGAUCAAGGAAGAUGAUAAAGACUUUAAGCCAAUUAGAUGUCAGUGAUGUAAAACAGUUACACCUAAUAUAGCUAACUUAAAAUGUCUUAGAUAUUGGACUGUUUGUCGCUGAAUAUGAAAAUAAAUAUAAC